AUGUCUCAUGCUCAUUUCGCUAGCACCGGUGUUGCUGAGACGCCGGUAGAGCGUGGACCAAGUUACGCAACCUCCGCUGCCUACUACGUGACUAGAACCACCCGCCGGCCUUUAAAGGAAGGAGAAGAGUCCCCAACAGCAACAACUGCUGCUGCGGCUGCGGAAGCCGUUCGCAUACAAAGCGAGACCCGGAAGAGCGGCACCGGUGAAGAGGCUUCUCCCGUCGACUAUGAAUUGGCAUCUAAGGGUGCCGCAGCAAGCCUGCGUCGUCCUUCGGACCAAGUCGACAUGAAUCCGGAAAGGUUUAUCACUCCCGAAGAAGCCCAGCUAAGCAGAGCUGGGUCAAAGGCAGCGUUGCGAACAAUCCGUGAUCGUAGAGAGACUCUUGAAUCAGAGGCGGUUCUCGAGGAUAUACGCGAAAAGGAUCGUACCUCAAAGAUGGCUGCAACCGGCGCCAUGGCAACGACUCACAGAAGAGUCGAUUCCGGAAACGUUCAAGAGGAAUUACCGGAUUUGACUAACGCGCUCUCAGCAGCAUCUAAGAGUCAACAAGUAGUCGGCGAGGAGCAAGCCGUGAUGCAAACUGUCGAGCCUACUUUCGAUCCGGCGAAAAUGCAUCAAGUGGCAGUGAGCAAGACACAGCAAAACCUUGCGGCUUCAUUUCCCCCUCGAGGAACGCAGGAUGAGACUGCAAAACAGGAUACAUUGCGCGCAGCGGCAGUUACUAUGGCGAAGCAAAUGUACUCGCUCAUGCCCGAAGCUCAAGAAAUUGCUGCUGCCGAGACCUCGGGCGGCUCUAACAUCCGAAGCCAGUUUAUAAUCGGUUUGGACACGGGAACUCAUCCCAAAAAUUUGAUGUUGGAGGCCCAAAAGAGGGUUUCCCUUCGAUUGGCCCAGAUGGAUAAUGAACAACAGUCAACUAUGAUAUAUCACAGCGCUCGUGGGUCUCCAAGACCUCCUUCGAUCACCUCCUUUAGGAGGCGACUCCCAUCGACAAGCGAUGCAGAAACAAGCAGCUUUGUCCGCGGUGCACCAAGAGCGCCCAUUUGCACGGCACACGUGCGGGAAGAGGCGAAUGGCGUGACUAGGCCUCCUGGAGACACCGCCCUUAAUGGAAAUUUGUACAUGUAUUCCGGGCGGCCAUCCCCAGCGGUAUUGCGUGAAUGGGAGCGUAAAAUCAAUGAACGUGAGAUGGCUGUCAAAGCCCCGCCAACCUGGUCAUUUGUUCCGAUGACUGGAACCAAAUUCGAGGACAACCCUUAUGUUCGGGAUGUAGCUCGUUCAAAGUUGCAGCCAACACUUGAUGUGAUUGAUGACCGAGUCAUCGAGAGAAGAGCCCGGGUGAUCGAAAAGAAGCUUGGCAAGGCGCAUGAAAAACGUUAUCAAAAACGACAAAGGGAGAGAGAAGUGGAGACAAUGAAAGUGCAUAACAUGUUAUUAAAGCUUGCGAGGAAGGAUGGAAGAUCGCAAACAAAGAAGCAAGGGGAAGAUUUACAUGACGAGGAUCGAAAGAAAGGCAAGAAAAAGGUACACAAGGCAGAAAAGAUACCUGAGAAAGAAGAUGAAGGAAUCGAUGGCGUUCCAGCGGAUACACAUACUGCACCUAGGUCUCGUGUUGACCAAGAUAGUGCGUUGGGUCCCGAAAUGGCCGCUGGACCCGCAAGAAAGGAAGAAGCUGAACAAGUAGCGCCAAUGGAACCGGUGAUGCAGCCGAACGGGACCUCGAGAGCAGCUAUCCCAGAAUCAACUCCGCAGGAAAAUGUUCACCAAUCCGGAGAACCUGGCCUUCCCGGGGUUGUGAGUCAGUGGAGCACUUCUAACGAUGGCGAACCGGCUCGACCAGUCGAACCAGAACAGCAGACACCCAUUCCACCGAAGCAGGCCAAGCGUACCAGCAAUCGGUUCAGUUUGAAGACUAUAUUCAGCCGCACAACUGUGCGUGAUACAGGGAAGCAAGGCGCUUUUGUGGUCCAAAAACGCACUACCGCUGUUGCUCGAGACGGUAUCGAAAACGGGGCCUCUGCAGCGCCGAUGCCAGCCCAGCCUGUCGUAGCAUCCCUGCCAGAGCCUCAACCAGGGAUCGUCCCUCGAAGUUCAAAAUUCCAGGAGGAUUUGUAG
This is a messenger RNA of Uncinocarpus reesii 1704, 2118 nucleotides long. RefSeq lists its product as uncharacterized. The transcript has 5 exons. The record is from RefSeq and is a predicted model, not a curated record. NCBI's taxonomy places the organism in Eukaryota, Fungi, Ascomycota, Eurotiomycetes, Onygenales, Onygenaceae. Bases 1 to 2118 code for a protein of 705 amino acids.